AUGCUCGAUGAACUUAUUGAGAAGAAAUGCAUAUAUUUAUCCGAUUGGAAGAAUCUCUGUAAUGAUAUUCGUAAAGCUGAAUUGUUGCUAUUCCAAGCUUAUGGUAAAAAAGAAGCAAAGCUCAAAGUUCUCGUCUUAGAUUGUCCAGCACACCCUUUUUGUCGCGUGAGAGAAGUAUUUGACUUGGAUAUUCUGUAUAAGAAAGUGGCGAUAGAAGAGUUUAAGUCAUUUAUUCAAGCUUUAUGGGCAAUCAGAUGUGAAAAACUGUUAAAAGAUUAUAAUAAGAUUUCUGGUUCAGGCCCAUAUGAAGUUGAUUGUGGAGUACGAGGCUAUCAAUCACAUCCUUCUCUAUAA
This is a messenger RNA of Racocetra persica, 354 nucleotides long. The record is from the annotation of a GenBank genome assembly. NCBI's taxonomy places the organism in Eukaryota, Fungi, Glomeromycota, Glomeromycetes, Diversisporales, Gigasporaceae.